Molecule: messenger RNA, 1728 nt
Organism: Prunus persica (peach)
Lineage: Eukaryota; Viridiplantae; Streptophyta; Magnoliopsida; Rosales; Rosaceae
Exons: 2
Coding region: 1-1728 (575 amino acids)
Source: RefSeq, a predicted model, not a curated record
AUGUGCCUCCUUUUCCCUUCCACCCUCAGCGGCGCGGUCCUGAAUUGGUUCUACAGGCUCCACCCCCGCACCAUCAACUCCUUCGAUAGUCUCAAGCAGACGUUUCUGGACCAUUUUAUGAUCCAGACUGAUCGCCUAUACUCUGCCGACGACUUGUAUAUGCUUAGGCAGGCUGAGGACGAACCCCUUCGGGAAUAUGCAGCUCGGUUCAGUCAUGAAUACUCCCGCUGCCCAGACACUGACGAUCGCGCUGCCUUAGGCGCUUUUAAGAGCGGCCUCCGCGAGUCUAACUUCCGCUACCUGGUUCAUAGCAACAGUUGGAACACAUAUGCAGAGCUGAUGAAGCAGGCGGCGGUCCAUGCUAAGGCUGAAUACUUCAAUUCCAAGCGUGGCCCAGCCAACCUGAUGCGCAACGCUUUCGCUGAUCCUCCACCUGCUUUAGCACCCGCCCCAGCCUCACCUCAGCAUUCUACCCCUGCCCCGAGUGCCCAGGAUACCCAACAACAUAAGCGGAAGGAUAGCUACCAGCAUCCCUUCGGCAAUAACAAACGUGGCAGACAUGGUAACCACCAUCAAUCUAGUGGAAGCAACCCUCCCAGGCCUGGUGAUCGGGCCCCACUUCCAUUCACACCCAGGCCCAGCGGCCAUGACACCGAGUCUUGUGUUACGUUGCGCAACAUAAUUGAAGGGCUCAUCCGGGAGGGUAAGCUGGACAACUAUGUGCGCAACAUACCAGCCCCGCCUAACCCUCACCAACGACAAAUAAACAUGAUCUCCACCAUCAGCGGAGGUCCUACCCUGGCUGGCACCUCCAACAACUCCAUCAAACAUUAUGUCCGCUCCACCUAUGCGCACCAGGUCUUCAGCACCGAGCAGGGACGAUUGCCAAAGACCCACAGGACUGGCUGGGCCCCCAUUACCUUCUGCGAGGAGGAGGAGCGUGGUGUUAUCCUCCCCCAUGAUGAUCCACUCAUUAUCCGGGCUGACAUUUCUAACUUCGACGUUGGGCGUAUCCUGGUGGACACUGGCAGCUCGGUCAGUGUGAUGUUUGCCGAGGCCUUCAAUGAACUCCAGGUCCCGCCUCACCUACUCGACCGAAGCAUCACACCCCUUGUGAACUUCUCGGGUGAUGUGGUCCAGCCCAUUGGCAGCAUUCAUCUCCCUAUCUCAAUUAGGGCCGCACCCCAGCGGACGACGAUCACUACCCCCUUCCUUAUCGUCGAUUGCCCCACAGCCUACAACGUCAUCCUCGGCCGCCCAGCCUUGGCCCAAAUGAGGGCUUUUAUUUCCACGCAUAUGCUGCUGUUGAAGUUUCCCACUCCUAAUGGCCCAGGCACGGUGCGCGGCGACCAACUCGGAGCCCGGAGCUGCUAUGCUUCAGCCGUCAAAUCCACCAAUCGCCAACAUAGGAGUGAAGCCCUAGUAGUAACCAAGGCUCCCGCCCCUCCUCAAGCUGGCACAGAACCACCUGAACACCCAAGGGAGGAGUCCAUCGCACCACAGGCCGAACCCAUGGAGGACCUGGAGCUGCUUACCCUCCAUGACGAUAUCCCGGAUCGACAAGUCCGGAUCGGCACCUCCAUCUCGCCAGAACUUCGCUCUGACCUGGUCGCCUUUCUCCGCCUCAACUCCGAAGUCUUCGCAUGGUCCUACAAUGACAUGCCUGGCAUAUCACCAGACAUCAUAUCCCAUAGGCUUAGCGUCAAUCCUGCCGUCAGACCAGUCUGA